Messenger RNA from Symbiodinium pilosum, 779 nucleotides. The record is from the annotation of a GenBank genome assembly. NCBI's taxonomy places the organism in Eukaryota, Dinophyceae, Suessiales, Symbiodiniaceae.
GCCGAGUUUGCCCGGGAUGAGGAAAUCUUGCAGCAAGCACUGCGACUGCCAAACAUGUCCAAGCAGACGGCAAACCUCAUGUCGUUUCUGCCUUUGCACGUGGGCAUGCGCUGCAAGAUGACCAAGAAGAUCAUGGCGCCGGAACUGGCACAGGAAUGUCCUUGUGAAGUGCUGCAGAUCAACUUCCACCCCGACGAGCGCUUGGACUGCGUCCCACAGUCCAUCCUGCGCAUUGAGGACUCUGCCGAGAAGCGCAGGGGCAUCUGGCACCUGGAGCCGACGAGCGACGACUUCACUACGUCGGUGCGACGAGGCGGCCAGUUUUGGGUGAACGUCACUCGGGCACAGUUCGGUCUGGCUCCUAGCAAGGCAGGAACGUACAACAACUUGCAGGGCAAGACCAUCCGGGAAGCGGAUGGCACUCCUUUGGGACACCGCAUCGACUUCACGAAGCCACACUACUUCAAUGAGGACGAGUACAUGCAGCACGUGUCCAUGACUUUGGGAAGAGCGCGGUCGUUGCGCUGGAGCCUUUUUCGAAACUUGCCCACGACCUCAGACGGCGACGUGGAUUUCACCGUCUUCGAGAACGGUCUUCUCGUGCUGCCAUUGAGCGUUGUCGACAACAACUUCGUAUUUUUCCUCGUUCAGAAGAUCUUCCACGACCUAUCCCUCGGGAACCGGCCUAGCGGGACGGCGAGCGCAUCUCUUGAGCUUGCCAAGAAGCGCGUGCGAGACGCCGCGCUCAUGACGGACGACGCAUUUUUCUCUGCACACGG